This is a messenger RNA of Manduca sexta (tobacco hornworm), 8240 nucleotides long. It is a transcript of the gene Nuak1, whose product is annotated as MAP/microtubule affinity-regulating kinase 3. The coding region runs from base 248 to 6958 and encodes 2236 amino acids. Gene Ontology annotation, cellular component: cytoplasm. Lineage: Eukaryota; Metazoa; Arthropoda; Insecta; Lepidoptera; Sphingidae. Gene Ontology annotation, biological process: protein phosphorylation; intracellular signal transduction; microtubule cytoskeleton organization. The transcript has 27 exons. Gene Ontology annotation, molecular function: protein serine/threonine kinase activity; tau-protein kinase activity; ATP binding. The record is from RefSeq and is a predicted model, not a curated record.
AAGCGCUAUAUUUAGUUUUUAGACAUUUGACAAAAAAGAUGGCAGCGACUGCCGAUUGCUGUCCUUCGGAUUUAUUGCGAAAAUGGCGCAUUAUGUGAUAUUUUCACAGAAAAAUAUAAUUUUAAGUGAAAAAUUGUGUAGUGCUGCUUUGUGAUGGUGUGCUAUUUUACAUUAAUGACAGUGUACAUGUGUUUAUAGAACUGCGACUAUCUUCUGGAUAUUGGAUUACACAUAAAAUAAAGUCACGAUGGUGGUGGGCGAGAGCAAGCGCGCCAACAUCAUGGAUGGCAUCGAGAACACCGGUGAUGUGCGCAUGCACGACCACCGGCUGCGUCUCAAACAAAGAUUCGACAUAGUCAGAAAACUAGGUCAAGGCACGUACGGUAAGGUACAGUUGGGUAUAAACAAGAAGACCGGCCAGGAAGUCGCGAUCAAGACGAUAAAGAAAUGCAAAAUCGAGUCAGAGGCCGACCUGAUCCGCAUCAGACGCGAGGUUCAAAUUAUGUCCUCCGUCAGGCAUCCGAACAUUGUGCACAUAUAUGAAGUAUUCGAGAACAGUGAAAAGAUGAUUCUAGUAAUGGAGUACUGUUCCGGUGGAGAAUUGUAUGAUUACCUCAGUCAGAAAAAAGUAUUACAGGAGGAUGAAGCCAGAAGGCUCUUCCGACAGAUUGCCACAGCCGUAUAUUAUUGCCAUAUUCACAAAAUCUGCCAUAGAGAUUUGAAGUUGGAAAAUGUGUUACUUGAUGAUACGGGUAGUGCUAAGAUUGCGGAUUUCGGUCUGUCGAAUGUGUUCAAAGAAACAUCGUUGUUGUCGACGUUUUGCGGAUCGCCCUUGUACGCGUCGCCGGAAAUUGUCAAAGGAACCCCUUACAUCGGGCCGGAGGUGGACUGCUGGUCGCUCGGCGUGCUCCUCUACACGCUAGUGUACGGUGCGAUGCCCUUCGACGGCUCCAACUUCAAACGGCUCGUGCGGCAGAUUAGCAACGGCGAUUACUAUGAGCCUAGGAACCCGUCUAGCGCAUCGCCGCUAAUCCGAGACAUGCUCACUGUCGACCCCCUCAAGCGAGCUGACAUCGCGUACAUAUGCGACCAUCCUUGGGUGAACACGGGGUGCGAGACGUCGUGCCUGGAGAUGGCGGAGGCGCUGGCGGCGGAGACACCGGUGCGCCUGGACCUGCUGCUGUCGCUCGCGCCCGCCGCCAACAACUCCAACUCCGUCGUCGUGCCGCCAGAGGCUGAUUUGGGUCCGGAGGAGAGUUGCACGGAUCUGACGAGCUCGGCGUCCAUGGCGAUCGAGCCGAGCAAUUCCGCCGAAAAGAGGAUCUUGGAACUUGUUGCAGAAGGUGGUGAGGACGCCAUAAAGCCAUCGCCGACACGCACAAUAGUCUCUGCCGGGGACAAUAAGCGCAAGCUCGAGCUUGCCAUGUCGGCCAGCGGCCUGCAACGGAAGAAGGACCGCGUAGCCAGCGCGGCGAGCAUGUCGUCGUCGCGCGCGGCGGUGCCGGAGGAGUGUGCCGCCGAGCCGCACGCCGAGCCGCGCACCGAGCCGCACGCCGAGCCGUCUGCCGAGCCGCCCCUCACGCCCGACACGACAAUUAAGCCUUCGCUGCAAUCGUCAGCGACGAUGACGAUAGCGCCCGCGCCCGUCGAACUCGCGAAGGACGCUACCAAAGAAAUAGUCAAGGAAGCACCCAAAGACGAGGAACCGAAAGAGAAGACUGGCGCCAAGCCGCGAGUCACCGUCAAGAAAAAACUAUCGCCCACCAAGACCGUCGAGGAGAAACCCACCACGCCUGACAAACAGGAAGAAGUCAAGCCGGAGGAUGUGAAAGCCAGCGCCGUAGCGGCGGCCGCUGACAAGCUGACGUCGCUGUCGAUCGCACAACCGCCCGCCAACCAGACGCCCACCAAACCGAAGAAACUCUCCAUACCAGGAGGAAAUGUGGGUAGUUUCAAAGACCAAUUCGAGCGACGGGCCUCCCUUACCACCGCACCUGAAAUCAAACGAAACAUAUCUAAGCCAGUCGUCUCCAAGAUUGCCAAACCAAAAGCACAAAGUGAAGAUCGUGAAUUGCCUGCGAAGACACCGGACCACGGCACGGUCCGACUGCAACAGAUCGGUAUCGAGCCAGCACAAACUCCCACGGAACCGGAGCACCACCCGGGCGGAGUGAAAAAGACUGAGAGCGAACCCACGCACGGAGCCACACCGGUCGACCCCUCGGUAUUACUGCAAGACGCCAGGAGAAGUCUUCAAAAUUCGAUGGCGAAGCUGGUGGAGGAGAAGGCGGGCGAGGAGAGUCGCAGACGUGCCGCGCGCGAUAUUAUCUCAUCUGCCAUACGUACAGGCAAGCCGCCGGUGCCGUACGGGCGCUCGUCGUCGGCGGGCGUCGCCGCGCUCGUGUCGCCGCCGGGCUCGCCGGGCGCGCCGCCCGCCGCGCCACACGCCGCGCCGCACUCCGCGCCGCGCCUCUUCCGCACCGAGGCGCUGCACCGCGUCGAGGACCACCGCAACAGGGGUGUGUCGGUUGAGCGCAUCAUCCCGAUCCACGUGGCCCCGGAGGAGCCGGGUGCCGCGCCAUCGCCCACGCCCACGCCCACGGCUGCACCGCCUAAGCCCGCCUUCACGCCCUCACCCGCGCCCCGCGCACCCGCCGCGCACGCACCGCUCAGACGAUUGGCAUCAUCGGAGUCGACGGCGAGCGAGACUUGCUCGAGCCCAGGCGACCCCAUCAAGAAAUCGGCGCGCGAGUUUAUCAUCCCGAUCGCGGUAGAGGGCAAGGGUUACGUGACUCCGCGACAGCGCAGCCUCGAGCCGGAUCCGUCGUCAACCCACUCGCUGGCGCAUGCGCACGCACCGGCACACGCGCCCGCACACCGACACGUGCGCGCGCCCCGCGCCGGACGACUCAGCAGCCUGGUGAGCGGCGGCGAGUCGGAGGAGGAGGACGAGUCGCACAUGCACCGCCUGCGCUCCAGCCGCGCCGCACGCGCCGAGUCCGUCUCCUCCGGCGAGGACGACGAGGAGGACGAGGGCUUCCAUCUGCUCACAGCGGAGAACCUCUUCUCAACACUGCUACAUAGGGUGCGCGCCCUGACGAACCGCCUCAACGGCGAGGAAGGCCCCGGUUUCCCGCAGCAUCCGCACUCGCUCUUCAACAACUUGCAUCAGUCGCCAUUCUUCAAUAGCCCUCACUUACCAAGGAGACAUCUAUUGCGCGAGGGCUGGGGCUCGCGCGAGCUGCACGCGGACUUCGACUCGAUGUUCAACAAGUCGCGCCAGCAGCUGCCGCGAGGUAGUACUAAGAAAAGCGACAAACACCGACCGAGGGCUCAUCAAAACACGGAACCUAACGACGAUAGCGCAUUAGAUCUGUCGGACCUCGACUUGAGCUCAAUUCAGUUCUCUGAGCGGGAGAUGCGCGCGCUGUCGGGUCUGACGCCGGCGCUGUCGCGGCGCCUGCAGCGCCAGCUGCUCGCGCACCUGCCGCCCGCCGCCGCGCGCUCGCUGCGGCGCACGCUGUCGCUGCAGGCGCGCCAGCCGCGUGUCGCCGACGCAUACGUGCGCUCCAACUCCGCCAGCGCUGACCCGCCCGACACGCCUGCCACGCCCGCCGACACUACCGCGCCCGCCGACACUACCGCGCCCGCCGACCCCCCCGCGCCCGCCGAACCCAUCGAAACCCCGUCUGCAGCGACCACACCCGUUAGUCCUGUUAGUCUGGCCGACCGCGGUUUUGAACAGACUUCACCAGAGACUCCUUCACCACAGUUUUCAACACUACCUCGUCUCAGACGACGUUCCACUCCCCGAGAGUCGACGCCACCGAUAUUGGCGGCGGUAGAUGUAGAUUGUUCUCCAACGUCGACAUCGACGCUCAAGGAGCCGACACCGAGACGCGCGACCGACCGGCCACUACUAAGUAAAUAUCUUACGCCUGAGCGGGCUUACUCGUUAGACGAGAGUUACGCUGUAGAUGCUGGAAGUAUUCUAUCUGAGCCAAGCUAUAUCGCGGCGUACGGGUCGCCGGCACUGGGUGGUGGGGCUCCGGCACUCCGGCGCCACUCGCUACGACACACCGGGGAUCAGCCUCGCAAGCGAGUGUCGAGAUUUUUGCGGUCCGAUUUCUUUGACACCCCGGGGACGGACGAAAGCCUUUACGUGAAACAUAAAAAAGAAAAAGAACUAGAGACGCAAAAAAUAUUGAAAGAAAUUAGGGAAAAACGAAAUAAAUCUUUAGAAGCAAACAUACCUCGAGAUCAAGUUGAAACUGAAUUUUCGCCUUCUAAGGAAGAGAUGGGACGUAAAAGUCUCUCGCCGAGCGGUCUUCUGGCGGGCAAAGAGCGUAGUAGAUCAAACACACCAUUUUUCCCCAUUUUAGAUAACAUAAAAGAGACCUCUUUGGAUGCUUCGACGCAUUUGCCUAGAGCGAAAUUGUCUACAAUUUUGAAUGAUAAUAAAAAAACGAGUUUUGAUGAAACCUCUUGCAAAGAAUCAAGAUUAACGAGACCAAAGAGCUAUCCUAUAAAAACUUUGGAUUCUAUUGAAGAACCUACAGACAGCAAUUUGUCUGAAAAUGGCAUAAAUAAAAUAAUUGACAGCAAAGAAAGCAAGAUCUCUAAAGAAUCUAAAUUGAUACGACCAAAGAGUUACCCUGCUAGUAGUCCGUCUCCGGAAAAAGUAUAUAUUAAUCGUAAUGUUAAGAAAGAUGAACUUAAAAGUUCCACUAAAAGUGAUGAUGUCCCGGAUUAUGACAUAAAGAGUGAUGUAGAAGUGAGUUUCAGUAUUACUUUGCCUAAGAAAAAUAAGGCUGGCGCAGCAGCUAACACAAAUGAUUCAUCAGAAUUAAAUAUAGUCAACAAAAUUGAGGAUAAUAAAGACCUUGAAAGUGUUUUAUAUUUAAAGAGAUACCAAGUAACGGAGAGUAAUGGAAAUACAUGUGAUCGUGACGGUCAAACAAAUAUUGAACAUGGUGCGAUUGAAACGAAUGCACAAAAUAAACCAUCUGACGAACCUUUUAAAGCGGAAGAUGUAAAAACAAAAGUAAAAGUGACGAAUUCCUCUAAGAAGGAAGAGUCAAGCCUUAAGUCGAGUGAAAAUGAAACGAGCGAAAAGAAAGGAACUAUAAAGAAGAAAAUUAUUAGAAAAGUGUCUUCAAAAUCAAAGACUGACUUAGGACAGGAGGCUAACGAUACGAAAAGUUCUACCGAUAAAAAGAAAGUCACAAAGAAAAUUAAAGAAAAAUCGACUGACGACGACAGCACAAGUACACCUGUAGUCACCAAAAAGAAAUCAGUUUUACAGUCUAUAGGGCAAAAAUUAGAAAAAUUUGCAACUACAAAAUCAAGUUCCCCCGAAAAAGUAACUGAAAAUGUGGCAAACGAUGUCAAGAAAAAUUCCAUUAAAUUAAACAGAAUGCAACGAGAGCAAUCAGUGCCAGUAAAUGCCGAACCACCUACAGAAUCUAACCUUAUAAAAAGAGCUGUGACAUUGACAGAUGUUGCCGCGUUAGAAAAUGAAGCCGCGCCUAACAACAAUAAGACGACAGUUUCUAAAGUGUUAGGGCUUUUUAAGAAAUUUGAACCGAGAGAUAAAUCGAAAAGUAUUGUUGAAAAGUCGCAAAGCAAAACCUUUGAAGAGAACGCAGAAACAAGAAUUAGAAAAGAUUCCAUAACUGAAUCUGCCUCAGAAGAACUUCAUAAAGAAAAGCCUCGAAGACCCACUUCAUUACUACUUAACGGUCUAGGACGUAAAAAUAAGUACAAUAAAACGCCUAGUGACAGCGAUUCUGCAGCAAACGCAGACGACGAUCAAACAGUACUUAAAAUAGAAAACGAAAGUAAAAAUAUCAGAAACAGUUUAAAGUUAGAUUUCUCCCGAUUGCCAAGAGUUAAAAAAAUAGUUCCUACAAAUCCUGUGAUAGAACCGCAGAUCAUGAAUAUUUCCUCAGCUAAUAGUGAAAACGAUAAGAAAGAUUUAUCAGGCAAAUAUUAUGUUUCGCUAAACGAAACGAGCACCUUAGCCGAGAACGCUGAAACGUUAAGUCGCAGCAGAUCGAGAAGUAGAUCGAGUGUUUCAAAUUCCGAAAUAAAAUCUGACAACAGUGGCGACAAUAAAAUGACUGACAGGAAUCCGGCGUCACCAUGCGACAAUACAACACAUCUUUUGCGGAGUCAUGAGUCCGUCACACCAGAAACGGAGGAUAUUGUUGACAGAAUACGAAGAAAGAGUUUUUAUUCCAGAUUUAACGAAAAGAAACAACGACGAAAAAGUAGUCUGGUAGGUCCUGGUGCGGCAGAAUAUGAUCCGGUGGCUCGAAUACACGCUACGCCGACGGAGGCAAAGUACGACGUAUCUCCAACCUCGCCUACGACGUACGACGUGUCUCCAGGAAUGUCCGUCGCGUCGGAUUUGUCGCCGUCCACGGAGCGUUAUAGAUCUCUUUUGGGCGAAGUGCCUGUUAGCACUAGAAGUAAUUUAAGGUUUGAUAAUUAUGGACUGAAUGAUAAAAUAGAUACGUAUAGGUCUCUUGACCGCAACGAAUUUAGAAAGUAUCCAGGAAGCCGAAGUUACUUAGACUACGAUCAGCCACUGUCGUACGGAGCGCCGAGAUAUUCUAGAACGAAAUCGUUAUUGGAGAGUUCAGAUGGUACUGACGACAAUAGCCUUACGCACAGUAUAAGAGACCCGCAAAAAUACAACAGAACUAUUUCUAUGUAUUCUCCCGGAAACUAUGCCACGUACAGGCCAAAAAGAACGCGAAAUUCAGCAAUUAUAUUAAAAGAAAGCGAAAAAGAACCGAGCCCUGAAAAUAUUUUGGAAAAAAUUCGACAGAGGAAAAAUUUUUCGAUCAGUGUGACUAGAAAACCUGAAACUGAUAAGGAAUCGCGGCCAAGAUCCAUUAUCCCAUCUAAAAGCGAAGGCGACGGUGCAGAAUGCUCUGAGAAAGUUGACUGAAAGGAACUACUGAUUACGCCAAACAUAAUGAGAUGCCGUUAUUUGCGUACGCAUUUGUUAACAAUUCACUGUCAUUAGUUUAGCAAUCCAACUUAGUUGAUCACAUGCCAACCGCGUCCGUGGUCGAUUUUUUUGAGGCUGUAUCGACAAUCUUGCCAAAACAUAGUCCCUAUUUCGAGUAUGUUUAGUGUAUCAUGUGUAAUGAAUCUCACAAUGGGCAGAUAGUUUAUAUAAGGCUGUCUUAGUGGCAAGUUUAGUUAGUAACAUGUUUCCUGAAUCUCUGUUGACAUUGAAAUAUAAAAUAAACAUUAUUUUAAAAUAUAAUAUCAGGCCACUUGGAAGUAUAAAUUAGAAGUAUCACAAUAGGGAGUAGAAUAUAUUAUCACAGAUUCAUCAUAAAAAUGUUAUCAAAGUUUAAGUAUUUUCUGAAUUUUUAAUUACCAUUGGUUUUGAAGGAAUUGUAAAAACGGUAACAUAAUUUUGAACACAGCUUGUCAGGCUGGUUAGGUUUAUUGAUCACAUAUGAUUGACCUGUGCAAUGUAAUAUUUUGCAGAGUGGACUUUUUGUUAAGUGUUUAUUGUAAAUUGAUUCUUAUGUGCCUUUAUAAUACAUAAGUGACUGGAUUUGAUAUAGUCCAUUUUAUUGAAAGAGAUAAAUGACACAAUGUUUAGUGUGUGUUUGCACAAAUACGUUUUACUCAAUAUUAUUAAUUUUAAUUUUUUCAUAGUUUUUACAUUUUAUGUGACGCUAAGUCUUUUAAGUUUAAAUGUUUAUCGUAAUCAUAAAGUAUUGAACGCUAAGUCAGGUCGUCACAGUAAUCGAAUAGAAUGGUGCUUAGAUUCGUUUAGGUAUAUAACUAUUUAUAAAUAAAACUAUUAGAAACACACAAUAUAUGUAUAUUUUUAGCAAUAGUUUCGUCAGUUUUGAGUUUUAUAUAAUAGUGUUGCAAUUACGUCCUCACAAGCAGUAUUGUAUACGAGUCGUUAUGAUAUCGGUUUGUUGCCAGUUUACAUUUACACGCGCCACGCGGAGCGGUCAUUUCGAUUACAGUGGUGUCAAAGCAAGAACUUCGUGGAACUUAAAUUCAUUAUCGUUGCGAACUUAUUUAUUAAUUUUUAUUAGAAUUGAAAUUAUUUAUUGGUGUGUGGUAAAUUUUAAUAUUUCUCUCGUUACCUAGUUGCAAUAUGACGUGCGGAAACUAUAAUUGUUCGAUUAAUAUUAAACUCCUAUCACACACGUUUUUGUAUUGAAUGUGAAUAAAUUAUAUAAUUAAAAAAAAAA